Seminavis robusta is the source of this 3438-nucleotide messenger RNA. NCBI's taxonomy places the organism in Eukaryota, Bacillariophyta, Bacillariophyceae, Naviculales, Naviculaceae. The record is from the annotation of a GenBank genome assembly.
AUGGGCGCUGCUGCAAGUACAAUGGGCUCUGCCACGAGCAAGGGUGGUACUCGUAAAUCGGACGCUGCCAAGGCGUGGGAAGACGAAAACCACGAUGACGAACAUACUAUGGAAUCUGCCGAAUCCAAUGGCAGUGUGGAUGAUAGCAUCCAGAGGCACUCGUUGGACAUUGAGAAGACCACGAAGAGGACCACUUGGGCUGCCUUGUUGGUUGUUAUUGUCGGUGCCGUUGCAAGCGCUUCCUUCCUCUAUAUGGGGAUUUCGAAUGAGAAGGAAACAAAGGAUGAAAGCUUCCAGAAGCGAUCUACUGAUUUGGCCGAGGGCGUUCAGGGUGCCAUGAAUGACUACGAAAAUGCUUGCUCUUGGAUCCACCAGGCUUGCAAGCACUGGAGGGAAUACGACUUUGCUUACAAAGACUUUCGUGACCUCCACGAUUCCAUUGCCGCCUACGGCGGUGGGUUGGAUUUCUACGCCAUGGAAUGGUGCCCCAAUGUCACUGCGGAAGAGCGUCCUGCCGUCGAGGAGAGAGCAGCAGCUUUCUUUCGAGACAAACCCUACGAAGGAGUCCCAGAUUUCAAUUACACUGGAAUUAGGGGACUCCUUCCCGAAGACCCUGCUUCCAUGACAAUUGUCUCCCGAGAAGAAAAGCCCUUCUACUUCCCUAUUCAGUUCUUCGAGCCCAUUGAAACCGUGAAAGGGCUCUACCACUAUGAUGUCUACAGCGCUCCUUGGGAACAGCCCUCUGUCAAUCUGGCGCUAGAGACAUGGAAGCCGGUGGCGACGCCCGGGUUCAAGAUUGUGGCCAGCGGUGAGCAGGAAAGUUUCACCACCGUCCUGUACCAUCCAGGUGUUCCCGUUGAGGGUACAAAGCCCAAAGAUCUUUCCAAUAUGUUGAUUCAGAUCAAAGCUCUCCUGGAAAGAUCUGUACGAUUCCAGACCGAAAGCCUUGGUGUGUACCUCUUUGAUAGGUCUGAAGACAUGAUGUUCCUUGGAGGUAUGCAUGUCGUGGUCGAUGCCAACGGAGACAGAGAGUUAGAGUACUUUCCCGACCGUAUCACUUUGGACGAGAUUACAGGAAAGGAUCGCCUCUACGAGGAAGACAUCGAAUUCGCAUCCAGGGUCUGGACGAUCUAUGUUGUUCCCAUCGAUGACGCCUACGAACCAUCCUUGGUCACCAUCAUUGUUACUGGUGUCUUGAUCUUUUCAGCUUCCCUCGGUCUGGCUCUUUGGAUGCUGACAAACAUGUAUCGUUCCAUCCAGAUUCAUCGUGUCAUGUCCAAGGCUGCGGCCGAAGCAGCUAUUGUAACGAGCCUCUUUCCAGAAAACGUGAGAGACCGUCUCAUUCAAGAUGCCACUCGAGCCAAACCAAGGGGUGGUAAAAAGGGUUCUGACUCUGACAUAUUCAAGUUCGACGGGAACGAUAGCAGAGGCGUCCUGUGCCAAGACGGGUUGUCCAACUUGUUGACGAGUGAGGGGUUGUUUGGUUGCAAGCCUAUCGCUGACUUUCACCCCUACACCACCAUUAUGUUUGCAGAUCUUGUCGGAUUUACCGCUUGGUCCAGUGUUCGGGAGCCCAGCCAGGUGUUUACCUUGCUCGAAGUUGUCUACCACUGUUUUGACAACAUUGCCAAGAGAAGACGCGUAUACAAAGUGGAAACAGUCGGAGACUGCUAUGUUGCCGUCUCAGGAUUACCGCAGCCACGUAAAGACCAUGCUGUCGUCAUGUCACGAUUUGCCAACGACUGUCUGAUGAGAUUGCCGAUGCUCUUGAAGGCCUUGGAAACGACACUCGGCCCUGAUACUGGCGAUCUGGGUAUCCGGAUCGGGCUUCACAGCGGACAGGUUACUGCAGGCGUUCUACGUGGCGACAAAGGACGCUUUCAGCUCUUUGGUGACACUAUGAACACGGCAUCACGCAUGGAAUCAACUGGAAUCAGGAACAAGAUCCAAUGCUCUUCUGAGACUGCCGAUUUGCUGAGAGAAGGUGGUCGUGAGAGGUGGAUCACUCCCCGUGAAGACGCAAUUUCUGUGCGCGGAAAGGGGCUUAUGCAAACUUACAUCUUGAAGGUCACUGCUGGCUCUCGAAGUUCCGCCCAGGAAGCAGCUGCUUCAUUGAGUACAAAUGAUACUUCCGUGUCCUCUGACCGUGAGGGAAGGAUCCAGCGGCUUGUAAACUGGAACGUCGAAGUCCUAUCAUCCCUACUCAAGAAGGUUGUAGCAAGAAGGGAAGCGAUGGGAAACAGCCGCCGAGGGGCAGCACGUACGGUUGGAAACGACCAACUUACGAAGCAAGGAGGAACGGUACUAGACGAGGUUCUGGAGAUCAUUCCGUUGCCUGAAUUCAAUGGUGAUGCUAUCAGAAGGCAAGUAGAUCCAGAUUCUAUUGUGUUGGACUCGAAGGUGGUGGAAGAGCUUUCCUUGUUCGUCAAGGAGGUUGCAAUGGGCUACAGGAAUAAUCCUUUUCACAGCUUUGACCAUGCGUCCCAUGUCACCAUGUCGGUUCUCAAAAUGAUGAGUCGCAUUGAGAAUCCCAAAGAAAUCCUUCUGAAGAAGAAAGAGGCAGCCAAUUUCAAGGAAAUGGAAGCCAAACUCCACGACACUUCUUUCGGCAUAACCUCGGACCCCCUCAGUCUGUUUUCCUGUGCAUUUUCGGCUCUCAUCCAUGAUAUGGAUCACCAAGGUGUCCCCAACAUGACUCUGGUCAACGAAAAGUCUCCCAUUGCGCAGAAAUACGAAAACAAGAGUGUCGCAGAACAGAACAGCGUCGAAUUGGCGUGGGAGAAGCUCUUGUCUCCCAGGUUUCAAAACCUGAUGGGCUGCAUCUGCUGCAACGAAGAAGAGUUCAGGCGCUUCCGCCAGUUGGUCGUCAAUUCCGUCAUGGCCACUGACAUUGUUGACAAGCAGCUUGGUGCGGCUCGAAAAGCUCGUUGGAAUAAGGCUUUCAUUGGCGAAGAAGAUCCUUCCGAGGGAGAAGACGACUUGCAAGCUGUCAACCGCAAGGCAACGAUUGUGAUCGAGCAUCUCAUUCAGGCAAGUGACGUUAGUCACACGAUGCAGCAUUGGCACAUUUACAUGAAAUGGAACGAACGCCUCUUUCAAGAAAUGUACAAGGCCUACAAGGCUGGCCGUCUAGAGAAAGAUCCUUCCGAAGGAUGGUAUCGAGGAGAGCUUGGUUUCUUUGAUUUCUACAUCAUUCCACUUGCGAAGAAGCUCUUCACCUGUGGUGUUUUUGGCGUGUCUAGUGAUGAAUUUUUGAACUAUGCCAUCAUCAACCGCAAGGAGUGGGAGCUUAAGGGCGAGGAAAUGGUGAAGCAGUAUCAGCAGAACUACAAGGUCCUCUACGAAGAGUGCGAAGAGUCCGAAUACGCGGAAGUGACAGAGAGAGCCGAUGACCUUGACGAUCCAACUCCAGUGUUUUCAUCCAUUUUGGAAUGCUAG